Molecule: messenger RNA, 1039 nt
Organism: Rhopalosiphum maidis (corn leaf aphid)
Lineage: Eukaryota; Metazoa; Arthropoda; Insecta; Hemiptera; Aphididae
Product: GTP-binding protein Rhes-like
Exons: 5
Coding region: 2-646 (214 amino acids)
Molecular function (GO): GTP binding; GTPase activity
Source: RefSeq, a predicted model, not a curated record
AAUGCCGGGCCAACAACAAGAACGCAUCAGGCUGUCUUCGAUGGGCGGGGAAUCGACUUGCAGCAACAGCAGUAGCGGAGGCAGCGGCAGCGGCAGUACGACAAUGAAGAUUCGGAGACGAGUGGUAAUGAUGGGCGCGGCUAGGGUUGGCAAAACGUCCAUCAUUAAGCAGUUCCUGUACGAUCAGUUCCCUGACCGAUACAAGGAGACUAUCGAGGAAUUACACAGAGGAGACUAUGAAUUACCCGAUGGAGCACGAUUGACAUUAGAUAUUUUGGACACAUCGGGAGCUUAUCAGUUUCCAGCUAUGCGAGAGUUAUCUAUAUCAACUGCUGAUGCAUUUCUUUUAGUCUUCUGUGUGGACAGAGAAGACACCUGGGAUCAAAUUAAACACUUUAAAGAACAAAUAAUUGAAAGAAGAGGACCAAAAAUUCCAAUAGUCAUUGUAGGCAAUAAGUGUGAAUUGUCUGAACGGUUUUUACCAAUGGAAAUUACCGAAGCAAUAUCUAAAUACGAUUGGGAAUGUGGCUAUAUGGAAUGCUCAGCCAAAGAAAAUAGAAACAUAGUACAGGUGUUUAAGGAGCUCCUAGCUCAGGCAAAGUUAGGAUGCUUUAUGACCCUUCAUCACUUUUACGGUUCAAUAUAAUUUGAGUCCGGCUGUAAGACGCAGACGUAUGUCCCUUCCAAAUUACGUGGACAACCGUUCAGGAUCGACCAAAGGACGUUACAUGCUCAAAAGAAAUUCCUGUACAGUGGCCUAAUGCAGAAGACCUAGAUAAUAUACAAAUAAAAAUAAUAAUAAUAAUCUUAUUUUGAUUAUUUAAGCGCUGGUGUGAACAAGACAUAAGUAAAAUAAUUUAUUUUGUUCUUAUAAACGAUUUGCAUGAUAUCAAAUGAACACUCAAGGUCCAAAAAUGUUUUGAGGCGUGAUAUAAUGUUGCGUAGAAUCAGCUUUAAGAAAUUCUAGCUUUACAAUAUAAAUGAUUUUCAUAUAAUGGUUAUAUGAUUGGUUAUAAUAGUUUAAUGCUAUUUUAAAAAA